AUUUUGACUACCAGCGAUCACCAUUCGUAGUGUACAGCAACGACCGACGCCGAUGGGCGGAGCGAACCUACACAAUGAGUCACACAUUGGACAUUUUUAUCCGUAAAAAAGUCGUUAGUAAACAACGGACAACUUAUUUGUCAGGGCAUCGAUUUUCUUUUUGAUUUUCUUGGACUUUGGAACGUGAAUUGUACGUCUUGAGGACACGAGUUUAGAGAGCAGGCCAAGAUGUCAGAAGGGGUCAGUCAUGCAUUCAGCCAAACAUCGGGAUGAGGCAUGGAGCAAGCUAGGCCCUACGAUGCUGUGUACCAUAGAAAAGACGCUGAACAAGUCUAGCCAGAUCAAGAGUCCCUGCCAAGUUGAAGAUCUGACAAUCUUGUAGAUAGUUUGGAUAUCACUAUAUAAGCCUCCAAAGAUGGACGACUCGGGGGAUCAGGACAUGUAUGUGUCGCAGCUGAAGGAGGUUUUUGAUAGCUGUGAUGCUGGGGGCAUCGGCAUGCUGAACAGGGAGGAGCUGGUGGAACUAUGCUCCAAGUUACAGCUGGAGGACCAGGCAGAAGAACUCCUCAAACACCUGGUGGGAGACAGCACCAAGACCCUGGUUGAUUUUGAUACUUUCAAGGAAGGCUUUGUGAUGGUGCUCUCCAGCGCUGUGGAUCUGGAUAAUAUCGAAGGCCUGAGUGAUGGGGAAGACAACGUCAGUGUGGGAAGCAUCAAUGAAGUGUCCAUCGCAGAAGAGGUCGAAGUCUCCCCAAAAUAUGUCAAGGGUAACAAGAAAUACGGCCGCCGGUCGCGGCCCGACUUUGACCUCAGCUACACGGCCGAUUACUCGGACAUUGACACAGAUUUCAGCAGCCACUAUGGCGGUAAUGACACGUCGAGGGGGAGGGAAGAGAGACGGAGUGAUCGGUCCAAGAGAUCGGAGAGGAGCUGGAAGCCCAGCAAGUCACUGUCGUUUGCUGAUGAUAUAAGCGAGAUCUUUGAUGGUGAUGGUCAUAAUGAAGAUGUAUUUGAUCGGGAGCACAAGAUUGUUGGCGGUAGCCCAUCGUCAUCUAGCAAACGAGACAUACCCAUGAUUGUCCACGAGACGUUUGAAGCUGAAGGUCAGAUGAACGCAUCGAUGAGUCUGAUGGAAUCGGCCCCCACCGAAGCAGACCAGGUGCAAGCCAUCUGGGAUGAGGUAGGGGUGGGCGGGGAUGGGUUCCUGGAUAUUAAUGAGCUGGCCACUGUGUGUCAACACAUCGGUAUGGAGGACAUGGAUGAUGAGGAGUUAAACAAUCUCUUCAACAAGCUCGAUGUGGAUCAGGACGGCAAAGUAGGCUUCCAGGAAUUCCUGGAGGGUCUCUUCCGUCACGAGGGUCCGCGACCCACUCCCACCACCCCUCUCACCAGUGGUCUGUCCACCGCCCAGAAGGCCAAGCUCCGUAUGUCCAUGAUGGGCAGCGCCAUGGACGAUCCUCUCUACCGGACGGCGACACCGUCUUUCAUGCUGGUACCCGGCACCCAGCUGCUCACCAUGCUGGAUCAUAACAACACAGGGUAUGUCAGUCCCGAAGACAUUGUGGAACAGUUUGCUGCGCAAGGCAUCCACAACCCUGUAGAAGUCCUACACAGUUUAGAUGUCGACACAGAGGCAGGUAAAGUGAGUCUACCGGAACUCUCUGUGGCUCUGGAGCAUGUCUUGAUGACGACGGGUGACACCAAUGGAGUAUAUCAGGCUGCGCUGACGUCAUACCAGUCAGAACUCAAACACCUCAAAUCUCAGCUGGAUUCCAUGACAGAUGAAAGGAACAAGUUGAGAGCUGACACCACCGAAGCCAACCAGCGUAAUGCCAUGCUGGUCAAGGAGGUGGAUGAAACCCAUGCUAACAUCAUCAAGACGAAUGAGGCGAAGCUACAGGCUGCCGAGAAGAAGCACCAGGAGAAACUGGGGGCGAUGCAGGCCGAGGUUGAGAAGGAGAGGCAGCAAAUGGCCGCCCAGGCUGCCAAGCAGAGGCAACGGCUGGAAGAAGAGAUCAAUCAGAUCAAAUCUGGGGAUGCGGGACUGAGAGAGAGAUUCACCGAGAUGCAGAAAGAGAUCACACGGUUGGAGCAAGAACUGACGGAGGCGGCAGAGAAACUGCUUGAAAAUGAGAAAACCAUUCUCAAGCAGCAGAGGGACUUGGAUGGGUUUCAGGAGCUGGAGGAGAGGCUCGCCGAAUUGGAGUCCAACCGUGAAACUGUCUCCAAACAGCAGGAGGAAUACUUUGAACAGAACCUGAAGGAGUACCAGGAACAUGUCAGGGUGCUACAAGACCAGCUGGACGAGAUCACCCAAGAGAAUGAACUGUUGAAGCACCAGACCUCGGAACGCAAGAUCAGACGACGGGGCAGCAAGCUGCAACACUCCAACAAACCCAGCCGUGUGGGCUCGGUCCUGUCCGACUACACCAAACCCACCAUCAGUAAGAGGUCAUCCAGUGGCCAUUCUUCAUCAGAGAACGAGUCUGAACUGGAAGAGUUAGAUCCACAGGGCAAGAGGCGGUUACCUCUAACUGCACGGUCAGGCGGUGACGGCAACAGCAAUGAGGAAGAGGACUCACAAAGAGCGAAAUUGGAGGCUGAGAUUGAAUCCCUGAAGGAGAAGCACAGCAAGGAGCUGGCUGAAUCCCAGACAGCCUUCGAGCGUGACUCCAAGGACAUCGAGUUCCGCUACAAGAUGGAGAUCACGGACCUGGAGGACGGCUUCGAGCGGCAGAAGGAAGAGAUGCGGGAGGAGUUCCAGAAGGAGCAGCAGCAGCUGAUUGAGGAAGUGGAGCGGCGCUUUGGCAGCGAGAAGCAGGAGAUGACCCAGGUGUUUGCUCAAGAGAAACGGGAGCUGGAGGAGCUGUUCUCUACGGAGACCAGGGAACUCAGGGAUCGCUUGGAAGCUGAGUACAAUGUGGAAAUGGACAACAGGAUUGCCGAGGUCAAACAGAAGCUGCUGGACGAAAAGGCCGGCGUGGAGAAAGAACUGUCUCAGGAGAAGUCCUCUCUCAGUGAGGAAAUCAUCCGAGAGAGGAACUCAGCAGAGAUCAGACUGAAGAAGAUGCAGUCCGAUCUGGAGCUGCGGUUCCUGGAGGAGAAAGGGGAGAUGCAGGCCCAGUGGGAGCGGGAGAGGGCAGAGCUGGAGCUGAUGUACCAAGAGAAGGUCCACGAGCUCGAGACACUGUUUGUGGACGGGGAGGUGGGACUCAAGGGCCAGCUCAGGAGAGACUUUGAUGAGCUCCUGGCGCAGCACAGGGCCGAGAUCGAACGUAACUUCCUACAGGAGAAAGAGGCCCUCCUGGAAGGCUUUGAGCUGGAGAAGGAAGCCCUGAUAGAGGAACUGGAAAUGGAGAAGGCCGAGCUGCUGAAGUCCAGCAAAGGAGACAAGACCUCGCUCCUGCAGAAGGCCAAGGAGGAGAAAUCGGAGUUGAUGAAGAAGCACAAGAGGGAGAAGCUGGAGCUAGCCGAGAGGCACAAGAAGCAGGUGACGGACCUGGAGGAUCGACGGGAGCAGGAGAAGAGCCAGAUAGAGGAGCGGAUGCAGCGGGAGCGCCAGAAGUUCAAGCAGGAGCGGGAAAAGCUCGAGUCCCGUUUCCGGCAGGAUCUCAGUGAGAUGCAGAUGAGCCUGACGGUCGACAAGGAUGAGUUAGAGAGAUCGGUCCAUGAAGAAGUUGAAGACAAACUCAAAACAGAUAUUAGAAGGGAGUUAGAGAAAGAGCUGGUGGAGCAGAUGGAGCAGUUCAAGAAAGGUUACAAUGAGGAAAGGAAAGAGCUGGUUUACCAGAAGGAGGAGAUGGAAUCCAAGCUACAACAGGCUGAAGUAGCUGCCCAAGAAGCAGUCAGCGUCGUCACUAUGCACACUCUUCAGGCUACGCAGAAAGAAGCAGAGGCUGAUAAGGCCCAGCUCAGGUUGGUCGCUGGUGAAAAGGAGAAGUUAGUGACAGAUCUGUCUGAUGUCAACCGACGGCUCCUGGAAGCCCAGAUGCAGCUGUCAGUGCAGGAGACCCAGCACCUGCGGGAGCUGCAGCGAGUGAAAGGCAAGCAGACCGAGGUCUCAGCCAAGGAGCUGCAAUCCUUACGGGAGGAUCUCCUACGCAAGGACGUACGGCUGGUGGACCUGGAACGGACGGUCAGCGAGAAGGACCAGGAGGCUGGAAGACUGACGACCAGAGCUCAGGAAGAAAGCCGAGAGGAGGUCAGGAGACUUCAAGAGGCAAAAGCGGAGCUUGAGAGGAAACAGAAGAAGAUGAGAGCCAUGCUGGAUGAAUACGUCAGGAAACUCAAGGAUCAGCUGACGAGAUCCACCCGCAGCGACAUCAUGGUGAAGGAGCUGUACAUGGAGAACUGCAAGCUGCAGACAGCAUUGCAGAUCACGGAGGAACGGCAGAAGAACGCCGAGAGGACCUGCCACAACCUGACGGAGAAGAACCAGGUCUACCUCCGACUCAUCAGGAAAGUCUCUCCGGCCGUACUCUGAUGAGGGCGCUCUUUUAUUGGAUCCCUCACCAAGACUAAAGUGGAGAACGAACCUCGACUCUUAAGGAAAGUCUCUCUGGCUGUCCUCUGAUGAGGGCGCCCUUCACUGAUUCCUUACGUCAUGUAUUCGGGCUAAAGUGACGAUGGAACCUCAUAUCACUUGUGUAUAUGAGAACAGGCAAUGUCUUCAAAGGUUCUAAAAUCAUCUUGGUUGCUUUGCAUCUUGUCCAUGCCACUUUUCUCUAGUCAGAUUAUGCUGUUUCUCCUGCAUGUCAUACGUCACACGAAACUCAGCACUUUAUUUGUACUAGUGUGGAUAUUUCAAUUAAGGUGACCCGUACCAUGGGUAAUUCUCCAGCCUUGGAUUGUGAUGGCGUGUGUCCCUUGGGCAAGACACUUUGUUAUAUCUUGAUUCUCCCCAUCCAGGAGUAAAAUGGGUAUCUGUGAAGGCAGAGAUGGUUACUGUGUUUGAAAAGCCGUUUGUGCCUGGAAAAACGCUGAAUCGAGCUGUACCCUCACCAGGUGGCUGAGAUGGUUUAAGGAAUGUUUUAUAAGCCCGAUGAGCAGGGGUAAUAAUAAUGUGAAGUGGUUUUAUGUUUGUUAUAAGUGGUACAUAAACACCCAUAACAGGCCAGUGGCGAGCUGACCAGUCUCAGUCUCUUAAUCCGCUGUGAGAGAUUUUGAGGAUGUUGAAAAGAUCAAAGUUGUGACUGUCUUCAAGCAGUGAAUGAAAACAUCAAGGCAGCCUUUGGUUUCAGUGAAUUGUCCUAAACUGACAUAAAAUGCAUUUUCGCAGAGUUGCGGGUCGUAUAAUACGCAUCUGAUGCACUGCAUACAACACACGGACUGUUAUUUUAAGUGACGUGUAUGCAUUGGUCGGAUCCAGGGGGGAAACAGGGGCCAUCCCC
Patiria miniata (bat star) is the source of this 5390-nucleotide messenger RNA. Its product is annotated as ninein-like. Gene Ontology annotation, molecular function: calcium ion binding. The coding region runs from base 416 to 4483 and encodes 1355 amino acids. Gene Ontology annotation, cellular component: centrosome. The transcript has 23 exons. The record is from RefSeq and is a predicted model, not a curated record. Gene Ontology annotation, biological process: microtubule anchoring at centrosome. Lineage: Eukaryota; Metazoa; Echinodermata; Asteroidea; Valvatida; Asterinidae.